This is a messenger RNA of Capsicum annuum, 1431 nucleotides long. RefSeq names its product two pore potassium channel c. The coding region runs from base 120 to 1082 and encodes 320 amino acids. The transcript has 2 exons. Gene Ontology annotation, cellular component: plant-type vacuole membrane. Gene Ontology annotation, molecular function: potassium ion leak channel activity. Gene Ontology annotation, biological process: potassium ion transmembrane transport; stabilization of membrane potential. The record is from RefSeq and is a predicted model, not a curated record. Lineage: Eukaryota; Viridiplantae; Streptophyta; Magnoliopsida; Solanales; Solanaceae.
CCUUAUCUCAAUAAUUGAUUUGGACAUGUUGGUCAAACAAGCUAUAAGUUAUUUCUUUAUAUACUAAACCAAAAUCAAUUGAUUUUUGUGUUCAAAAAAAUAAAAAACAAAGCAACAAAAUGGAAAAACAACCUCUUCUCCCUUCUUCCUCUUCAUCAUCAAACCAAAAUCCAAUUCAAAUUGAUCCAAAAAGAAAAUUGCAUAGGUCCAAAUCUACCCCACCAUCAUCAUCUAUAACACCAUCUAAUAAUCUUGAAAAUCAUUUAGCACCAUAUACAAAUCCACCUUAUUUUAUAAAAAACAAUUCAAUUCUUAAACAAGUUAUAUUACUUCUAUUUAUUUGUUUGAUUAUUGGUAUAAUCAUAUGUUCUUUCUUUAUGGAUGAAUUUAAGUCCAAAAAAACUUAUCCAAUUGUUGAUGCUCUAUACUUUUGCAUACUCACAAUGUGUACUAUUGGUUAUAGUGAUAUAACACCUAAUAGUACAUUUACUAAAAUAUUUUCUAUUUUAUUUGUGCUUAUUACUUUUGGAAUUUUUCAUAUUAUACUUACUUAUUUUCUUGAUUCACAAAGAAAUACUCAUAAAACAAGAAUUAAAGUGGCAUUAUUAUUGGGUAUUUUUGUGCUAUGUAUUGGAAUUGGAGUUUUUUUUAUGCAUUUUGUUGAGAAAAUUGGAUGGUUUGAUUCAUUUUAUUUUUCAUUUAUGGGAGUUACUAGUGUUGGUUAUGGUGAAAAAGUGUUUAAAUCAAUUGUUGGAAGAAUUUUUGGAUCAAUUUGGUUAGUUUUUUCUAUAAUUGUUUUUAUUAGAGUUUUUAUUUUGUUGGUUGAAAUUAGAGUUGAUGAAAGGCAAAGAGAAGUUGAAAAAUGGGUGAUGGAACUUGACAUGACUAUUGAUCAAUUUCAUGCUGCUGACAUUGAUAACGAUGGUUUUGUGAGUAAAUCAGAUUUUGUGAUAUACAAAUUGAAAGAAAUGGGAAAAAUUACAGAAAGAGAUACAUUGAUGAUCAACAAACAAUUUGAGAAAUUGGACAAUGGUAAUUUUGGAAGAAUUACUCUUUCUAAUAUCAUGGAAAGUCAUUAUUAAUCGAUUCUGAUGAGACGGUUGAAAUUUCUUUAAUUUUAAUCAGACGUAUCAGCUUCAAAUCUCUGAAAAGAAAAAAAAUGUCAUUGGGCUUUGCACGCUGUAAUUUACAUAUUCAAAUUUAGUCAUAUCUCAGUACAGGAAUACCAAAUAUUAGGUGGGAUGUAUAUUAAUAAAAAUACUGUAUAGUUUAAUGGAUAUAUUUAUAUAUGUUUAUGUAAUAUUGGUAGAAUUACAUCUUUGUCAAAUAUAUUUAAAAAAUUAUUGUGAGUCAAGUUUGAAAAGGAAAUGAUGGACAGAUGUUGUGUUCUAUGUGUAUUUUUUUUAAUUAAAUUGUUUAAAUUUUAAGUAA